AAGAGUUACUAUUCAGACAGAUCCUCAUUCCAUAAGAUCUGUACAUUUCUCAGCAGUAUUUUGGCUAUAUAAGCUUUCACUGAACAGCACUAACACACACCGAAUGAAGGACCAUCCACACCGAAUCCUCAUCUGACAAGAGAAGGUCUGUGAUUUGGAGAAAUGAAGGUUUAUCAGAGCGUCCUGCUUCUCUUCAGCUGCCAGUUACUUCCUACUCUGGCUUUAGACUGUACCGUGAUGAGCGGUAACCUGAAGCAGAUAGACGCUGGGUCUGGUUUAGUCAGCGGAGUGAACAUUUAUAACGAGGUGUUCAUCCUGGAAGAUAACGUCUUCUCAAAGAUCAACAUGUCUCUGAAGCAUUUCAGUGUUGGUCCUGCUGGUCAGCUCGGGGUGGAUGCAGCAAACAACAUCUUCAAGCUUCAGAGUGGCAGGUUUAUUCAGUUUCCAGGACUUCUCAAACAGGUGGAUGCUGGAGGCGAUCAGAUCAUUGCAGGAGUCAAUAUGAAUGAUGACAUAUUCUGCUUAAAUAUGGAUGCUAACGACAAAUGGCCAUCCAGCAGUAUUCCUUGGACUCAGAUCGGUGGAAAGCUGAAGUAUUACAGCUGUGGUCCGUACAGCUGCUGGGGCGUCAACAGCUACGACCAAAUCUACAUCAAUAGGGAUGUGUCUAAUAAUGCCUGUUCUGGGAGUGGCUUUGUGAAUAUUCCUGGACUUCUGUCCAUGAUUGAAGUAGCAACUGAUGGCAGCGUCUUUGGUGUUAACUAUCAAGGGAAUUUGUACCAAAGAACUGGCGUCUCUCGCGCCAACCCGUCUGGCACGGACUGGAUCUCAAUGGUUGUCUGUCCCAGCAGCCACAAGCAUGUGAGCUUCGACCUGGGAGUGCUGUGGGUGGUGUGUGUGGACGGCUCCAUCCGUAAAUGUACUUUAUAGAGAAACAAGAAUUCUCAGAGUAAACUAAUUAUGAUGAUCAAAGUCAUUAUUAACAGAAAGCCAAGAGCUUGAUUGUACAUUCUUUUCUUUUUUCUUUUCCUUCUUUCUUGUUGAAUAAAUAAAGCAUCUAUCUCAUCAA
Messenger RNA from Puntigrus tetrazona (Sumatra barb), 1069 nucleotides. RefSeq names its product fish-egg lectin-like. The record is from RefSeq and is a predicted model, not a curated record. Bases 163 to 930 code for a protein of 255 amino acids. The transcript is spliced from 6 exons. Lineage: Eukaryota; Metazoa; Chordata; Actinopteri; Cypriniformes; Cyprinidae.